Drechmeria coniospora is the source of this 822-nucleotide messenger RNA. Its product is annotated as ubiE/COQ5 methyltransferase. Gene Ontology annotation, cellular component: endoplasmic reticulum. The transcript has a single exon. Gene Ontology annotation, molecular function: sterol 24-C-methyltransferase activity. The record is from RefSeq and is a predicted model, not a curated record. NCBI's taxonomy places the organism in Eukaryota, Fungi, Ascomycota, Sordariomycetes, Hypocreales, Ophiocordycipitaceae. Gene Ontology annotation, biological process: sterol biosynthetic process. Bases 1 to 822 code for a protein of 273 amino acids.
AUGGUCCGCAAAUCGGAAGCGGCGACGUAUACCCACGGCCAUCAUGCGUCCGUCCUGCGCUCCCACACCUGGCGCACGGCCCAAAACUCGGCCGCCUACCUCUUGCCUCACCUCAAGGCCGGCAUGAAGAUUCUCGACAUCGGCUGCGGCCCCGGCACCAUCACCGUUGAUCUGGCUGCCUACGUGCCCGACGGCCACGUCACGGGGCUCGAACGGGCCGCCGACGUGCUCGUCAAGGCCCGCGAGCUCGCCGAGCAGAGGGGCCUGACAAACGUCGACUUUGUCCAAGGCGACGCCAACGCUCUCCACUUUGGCGACGACACCUUCGACGUCGUCUGCUGCCACCAAGUCCUCCAGCACGUCAACGACGCCGUCGGAGUUCUCAGGGAGAUGCGGCGGGUCGCCAAGCCGGGCGCCAUCGUCGCCGCCCGCGAGUCCGACUACGGCUCCUUCGCCUGGUACCCCGACCUCGAUGGCAUGGAAGACUGGCGCGCCCUCUAUCGGAAGCUGGCCAAGUUCAACGGCGGCGAACCCGACGCCGGCCGUAUGAUCCACGCCUGGGCCCGCGAAGCCGGCUUCGAUGCGGCGAGCAUGGCCUGCAGCUCCACGAGCUGGUGCUACAGCACCAAGGAUGAGAUUGAUUGGUGGUCGGGCCUGUGGGCCGAGAGAACCGUCGCUUCGGCCUUUGCCAAAACCGCCGUCGAGGGAGGCAUCGCCACCACCGAGGAGCUCGAGACGGUUGCCCGCGUGUGGAGACGAUGGGGAGAGCUGGAAAAUGCUUGGUUUUCCGUUCCCUCGGGCGAAGUCAUCUGUCGGAAAUAG